This is a messenger RNA of Phyllostomus hastatus (greater spear-nosed bat), 2827 nucleotides long. RefSeq names its product zinc finger SWIM-type containing 3 (gene ZSWIM3). Bases 288 to 2357 code for a protein of 689 amino acids. The record is from RefSeq and is a predicted model, not a curated record. The transcript is spliced from 2 exons. NCBI's taxonomy places the organism in Eukaryota, Metazoa, Chordata, Mammalia, Chiroptera, Phyllostomidae. Gene Ontology annotation, molecular function: zinc ion binding.
UCUGAGAAUCUUAUUUGUGAUUGGAUAUGACCGUGACGGGGCGGAGCCCAGGGACUUGAUAAUGAGGGCUGAGCGUCAUUUCCCCUCUAUCAGAGAGCAAAGACGCCCCCCAACCCAUUUAACCCGUUGAGACUUGAGCUCCUCCUGGGCUCCGUCGCAGGCCACCCAAUUGGGGCCGACCUUGAAGGCGUUCUAGGUCUACGCCAGCCUGCAGACCCUCAUAGUGUGACCUCUGACCCUGGUAUUUGAUCUUAGCCCGGCCCCUGGAGUGGGCUGAGGGGGCAGCCAUGGAGCUGGGCAGCUGCUUUAAGACCUACGAGGACUUCAAGAAGUGCUUCAGCAUCUACAAAAAGGAGAACAGGUGCUCCUUCAUUCUCAGGGACCGCGUCUCCGUCCGCUUCCACAACCUCAACCAUGGCACCUCUAUCCGUGAGGACAUCCUAUACGUGCAGGUGAAGUUUGUCUGUAUUCGGACCCAGUCAAACCGGAGGAGAACACCAGGGGCAGACAUGUGCCCGGCGUACCUGCUCCUGCGGUACAGUGAGAAACUGGACAGGCUGUUUAUCAGUGAGCUCAACACCCAGCACAUACACGUGGACUGCAGAAUUGCGGAUCCCGGAGGAGACGCGGCUGGCAAGUCUCAGAAGACGGUGUGCUUGCAGAAACCGGAGCCCGAGCAGCCCGCAUUUGAGGAAGAUCUGGACGUGGCCGAGAAGCCCCUGGUCAAGCCAUCACUUUGCUCAGAUAAGAUCCAAGCAACCCCGCAGCCAGAGCAGGAGGGUAUCACCCCUUCUGACCUGGCCAAGAUAGCAAAAGUGAUGAAGAACUUUCUUAAGGUGGAUGAGGGUUCCAUGGCCUCCCUCAGUGUGGGCAACAGCCAGGACCUGGACCGGCUCAGCUUCCAGAGCAGCAGGAUGAGCAGCCUGUUCACGCGCUUCCCAGAAAGCCUCCUGCUGCACCGGGUGGAGAACGCCCAGGGCCACACUCUCUACGCUUUCCUGGUGGAGAACAAGGAGCGCGAGGGCCGAGUGGUGCAUUUCUCUGUGCUCAAGGCCGAGACAGCCACGUCUGUGGCCAAGAUGCUGAGCAUCUUCACCGAGUUCAACUCAGAUUGGCCCAAGAUCAAGGUGGUCUUUGUGGACCCGUCCUUCCCUCACCGAGCUGUCCUGCAGGAGGUCUUCCCCAUGGCCCGCGUCCUCCUCUCCAUCUACCACACGACCCGCCUCCUAGAGAAGAAGUUGCACCGCAGUUCAGCAAACUCGUCCUUUAAAAGUCUCAUGAAGGAAGCCCUGCGGGAGGCUGUGUUUGUCACCUCGGACGCCAGCCUGCAGAGUCUCUGUCAGAUGUCCCAGGCCCUCCUGGACGAGGAGCUCUUCGGCUUCCUGCAGGCCCACUGGUUCUCCUGCGAACUGCUGUGGUACAUGCACGUCAGGAAAGGCCUGCACGCGUGCAGCACCUACAUGGACAGCCUGGAUGUCGUCACCAGCAAGGUGUCGAGCCUCUUCCGGGAGCCGCGGUCGCUGCUGGACUGCAUCCUCCGCUUUGUGGACUACAUAGACUUCUUCAAUACCAAAGGCGUGAAGAACUUGCCCACAGCUCCCCCCAGGUUAAAGAGAGCACGGCCAGCAAGCUCGCCCCCAAAAUCCAGGAAGCCUUUUGGAAUCUGUGGCGGGAUCCCUGCGGAGGAGGUCCCACAGCAGGUGCCAUUGCAGCAGCAGCCACAGGGGCAGCCCUCCGAUGGCGGCAUGCUGGACUCCCUGCGCCACAGUGGUUUUGAACUGGCCUACAAGCUGUGCUACAACGAAUGGGAGGUGGUACAGAGCUCCACGCACCUGGUGGAUGUGGGUGACUCCUCCGUGGACGUGCAGCUGCUAGAGGACUCUCACCAGGUUAGCAAAGAUGGCUGUAGCUGCAGCUGCUCCUUUCAACAGUGGCACCACCUGCCAUGCCGGCACGUUCUGGCCCUGCUGCACACCAGCCAGAAGCCCGUGGGUGAAACCAUGGUCUGCCGCCGGUGGCAAAAGAGGUACCAGCACCUCCUUGGGCCUGGUGGGGAGCUCCGGGACCCUGUUGGGGUCCCAAACACAGGCCAGCCUGGGAAGCAAGGGCGGAAGGACAUGAUUCAGGACCUAAGCAGGGAGCUAGCAAACCUGCUAAUGCAGAGUGAGGGGCCAGAGCUGGAGGAGCGCUUUUCCACCCUGCGCAAGAUUGUGGACAUCUGGGCUGACCCCUGCCAGCUGUCGGAGCCCACUCAGCAGCCAGGGGACUUCAAGGAUGUGGGCCGCCUCCCUUUUCUCUGGGGAAAGCAGGAGGAAGUGGAGGGACUCCCUCGUGCUGGAGCCACGAUUCAUGAUUGAAGCACUUGCUCUGAUGCACUGGACCGCAAACCUCUCUCCCUGGAAGUCCGAGAGCUCAGAGGAGGCAGGACUCACCAGGAGUCAGCAUUUUACCCACUGUCUCCUUAGGUAGGGCUAGGAAGAUUGUUAAAACAGGGAGAAGAGGAGCCCCGUUGUUUGACAGUCCUGUGAAUCACUCCCUUUUCUGCCCUACCUUUGGCAUUCCUCGAGCCUCAUUCAUUGUUCAAGGCCAAAGUCGUUUCCAUGUUGAAGGGUCACGCCUCUCUCCCCUCUCAUCCCUGAGGUCAGGUCUUACUCCCUUUACAGAGAUGAACCUGAGGCCCAGGAUAGGGUGAGACGAAAUAGACCUGGUGAAAUUAGGCCUGGUUUCAAGGACAGAGGGAAGGAGCGUGGUCCUUGAUUGUUGCUGCUCUUUACAAAGAAUCUGUUAUUUGUGUCUAUUUUUAUUCCUAUUAAAGGUUUGGUGUUUU